This is a messenger RNA of Nerophis lumbriciformis (worm pipefish), 1125 nucleotides long. NCBI's taxonomy places the organism in Eukaryota, Metazoa, Chordata, Actinopteri, Syngnathiformes, Syngnathidae. The record is from RefSeq and is a predicted model, not a curated record.
AUGUCCAGGCAGCUCACCCAGCUCCCAACCCCGGACCUUCCGGCAGGCGCUAGCCCUCAGUUUGGGAGUUGCACCCAGCCGGCUGGCUCCCUGACCGGGGGGCACCUGAACUCCAUGGUGGGACUCAAAUCCCUCCUGCAGCACCCUAUGAAGGGGGACCAACGUUUGAGAAGCCCUUGUGAUCUCAAAGAUAAAGAACGAUCAAUGGACCUCGAUGAAGACUCUUUGGGAGUGUGUUCUAUGAGGAACACAUCUGGAAUAGGCGGCGGCAGCAAUGGAUGCAACGGAGGAAGUAACGGCGGAAAUGGAGUAGGCAAUUUCAACCAGUUCUUGGGGCCUCUUUUGUGGGAUCGCACCCUACAGGCGGACGGGGGGCUCUUCCAACUGCAGUACAUGGACUUGGAGGAGUUUCUGACCGAAAACGGAAUGGGCAGCAUGCACAACAACAACAGCUCCAGUUCGGCCCAGAUCCCUUCUCAGAGCUCCCCAUCCGCGGUACCAAACCAGAGCUCCCAGUGCCUACCGCCCCCAUCCCCGCAAGGUUCUUCAUCUUCAUCGCCCUCGUCCUCAUCAUCCCCGUCCCUGCUCGGUUUGGAGGUGGCGCAACCACCGAGCCUAACUGGAGGAAACGACUGUCUACACGGGAGCCAGACAAGUAUGAAUGAUUCGUGCGAGUCGCCAUCUUCAUCGUCCUCGUCGCCGUCAUCCUCGUGUCCUCCCUUGCUGACGCCAACAAGCAGCGGCCCGGAUGCGGUGGGAAUCUUUGACCUGGAUCCCUCGGACAUCGUUUUGUCCAACGGCCCCGGCCAGCAGAACUUUGACCCCAGGCAGACCUUCAGCGAAGAGGAGCUCAAGCCGCAGCCCAUGGUGAAGAAGGCGCGCAAGAUCCUGGUGCCCGAUAACAUGAAGGAUGAGAAGUACUGGAGCCGACGAUACAAAAACAACGAAGCGGCCAAGCGCUCCCGAGAUGCGCGGCGCCUCAAGGAGAACCAAAUAUCGGUGCGCGCCGCCUACCUGGAGCGCGAGAACGCCGCCCUGCGACAGGAAGUGGCCGAGAUGCGCAAGGAACUGGGCCGCUGCCGCAACAUCCUGAGCAAAUACGAGAAUCGUCUGGCCGACCAGUGA